AUGCCAUCGUUUUCGGAUAGUUUCUGGUCGGACGAUCUGUCAUCGGGGCUAAAUGUCCUUUUUGCUCAGCUGGAGAAAGGGUGCGAUGAGAACGAAUCAUUUAUCCAGUUGUUCGCUUCGAGAAUGCAAUAUGAGGUCAGUUAUGGGAGGCAAUUGUGCGCCGUCAAGGGCGGUAUUGACGUGGCUAGUGACUCCAUGGAUACCUCUACGGCUGCUUCGCUUUUGGAACUGAUCAAGCAGAUGGAGCUGGAAGGCGACCAACAUCUCACAGUGGCAUCAAAUAUUGAAGCAUUAGUAUUGAAACCGUUUAGCUCUUGGUGCCAGGAUCAUAAGGAGAGGAUCACGUACUCCCAGAGAAUUUUACUGGACAAUAUCAGAAACUUCCAAAAGAUAAACAGCUACGUCCAGAAACUGGAAUCGCAGUAUUUCAAGAAUUGUAAAAGGCUCGAGGAUUUCAAAAGAGUCCAAUUCAGAGACACUGGUUCCUUGGAUCGCGCUAUGAAGCAUUUGAAAUUGCAAAAACAGCACGAGGUAAAUAUGAAAAAGGAAAAGGACAAUCAGGUGUUCGGAACGGUCGGCAACAUCGAAUUCGAUUUCAAAACAAUGAAGGAUAUAAUCAGAUUGCUCCUGACAAAAUUGCCCAAGGAGGAGUACAAGUUACCUCUCAUUAGUUAUCAGUUACAAAACACAAACAAUGGGUAUGAUAUUACCAAGUUUCUGCUCGAGCACAUGUCCUUGAAGGAUUCGGAUCAGGCAGAAAUUUUUGGACAGGAUCUACUGAAUCUGGGAUUUUUGAAGUACUGUAAUGGUAUGGGGAAUACUUUUGUGAAUUCAAAAAAAUUUCAGUACCAAUGGAAGGACUAUUCCUUCAAGUUUGUGGAGCUCCCGUUAAACCAGGGGGAGUCCCCCUCAGAACCACAACAACCAAAAUUUACCACGCCAACGAAGGAAAAGUCCUCCUCUUCUCUAAUUAAUAGUUCCACGGUAUUGCCGGGGAAUGUUUUGGAACCUCCAAGCAUAUCUGAAAAUGAAAGGCAACUAUUCAAGCUUAUGGACGAAGUACAGGAGUCCGAUUCCAAAUAUUUCAAGGAAUGUUACAAGAUGGAUUCGUUGCGUUGUUCUAUCGAGGAGUUGAUGAUAGACCAUCUAUCGUUCAUGGAGAAAUGUGAAUUAGAUCGAUUGAAGGCCGUCAAAAAGUCCACUAUGGAUUUCUGCGCCGCUGUGAGUAACAAAAUUUCCAUACUGAAAGUUCACAUUGAAAAGAUGAUUGACGCAGAGGAAAGGAUAGACCCUGACGGUGACUUGUUAAAUCUAAUAGCAAAGUACAACACGGGACUGUUCCAACCAAAGGUUAUCACAUACAACAAUUACUUCAAUCCUGGAAUAUAUCAGAAUUUUGGUAUUGACUUGGAGACCCGCUGCCGACUCGAUAAAAAAGUGGUUCCUAUAGUUAUAACCACUUUGUUAUCCUACAUGGAUAAAAUAUACCCCGAGCUGCCCAGCGAUCAGGUACGUGUUUCUACUUGGACGGAUCCAGUUAAGCUGAGUCUGACUCAUGAAUUGAGAAGCCAGUUAAACAAACCUCGGCUUGAAGAUGAUGCAGAGAUGUUGUCUAUCUUAGAGGAGGGCAAAUACUCGCCAAGUGUCAUUGCCAGCGUCCUGAAAAUAUAUCUGUUGGAAUUGCCUGAACCGCUGAUCCCGAGCGAAUUGAGCGAUAUACUGAGGGUAUUGUACGGUCGGUACUGGUCAGAUGACAACGGUAAUGGCAAUUCAAAGGAUCUGGAGAGGAAUGAGGACAAAAGAAUUACAGGAUUAUAUACCACUCUGUCCUCCUUACGGAAACCGCACCUUGCCACUUUGGGCGCGAUAACAACACACUUCUAUCGACUAAUCAAGAUCAUCAAGAUGGCCAAACCGAAAGAGAACGAUACAGAGAAGGGCCCAUCCGAGGACCCAAAUUUGGUGUCUCCAGCUGAGUUUACCAAUAAUAUCUCAAAAGAGUUCGCCAACAGUAUAGUCCACGCUCGGGUGUACAGUGACAACGAAUUGGGGUUCCAAAUAUUCCACGAUCUGUUGACCCACAAGCGCAGAAUAUUUGGGGAAUUGAAGAAGCUGGUAUCUUCUGACUAG
Molecule: messenger RNA, 2130 nt
Organism: Huiozyma naganishii CBS 8797
Lineage: Eukaryota; Fungi; Ascomycota; Saccharomycetes; Saccharomycetales; Saccharomycetaceae
Gene: RGD2
Product: GTPase-activating protein RGD2
Exons: 1
Coding region: 1-2130 (709 amino acids)
Biological process (GO): small GTPase-mediated signal transduction; cytoskeleton organization
Cellular component (GO): division septum; cell division site; plasma membrane
Molecular function (GO): GTPase activator activity
Source: RefSeq, a predicted model, not a curated record